This is a messenger RNA of Papaver somniferum (opium poppy), 1011 nucleotides long. RefSeq names its product putative F-box protein At1g32420. The transcript has a single exon. The coding region runs from base 1 to 1011 and encodes 336 amino acids. The record is from RefSeq and is a predicted model, not a curated record. Gene Ontology annotation, molecular function: protein binding. Lineage: Eukaryota; Viridiplantae; Streptophyta; Magnoliopsida; Ranunculales; Papaveraceae.
AUGGAGGAUAAGUACCAUAACUUGGGUACAAAAUUCCCUCCUCUUAUUUGUUGUUGUAGUACUAAUGUACAAGUUAGUGACGAUUUAAUAGUAUGUGAGAUAUUAAGCAGAUUACCUGUAAAAUCACUCAUGAGGUUCAAGUGUGUGUGCAAAAGUUGGCAAUUCUUGAUUGAGAAAGAUCGACAUUUUAUCGACUUACACUUUGCACGGUCAGAACCAAGUACAUUUAUUCUUCUCAAAACUCCGAAUUACAAAACCAGAAAGCCGUGCUUUUUAUCAGCCAAGCUUGUACUUCCUUCUGAGGAUGAUGGACUGGAGGGAGGAGGCGCAACCUUUCAAAGGCAAAUUAUCCCUCAAAUAGAAUUGGAUUCUCGUAUACACAUGCUUGAGUUUGUCAAUGGUUUGGUUUGUUUUGCAAACCAAGGCACGCGAUGUUUUCAGAUAUAUAACCCCAGCACUGGUGAAUCAACACCUUGGAUCAAAUCACUUAUUAAACAACAAAAAGAAGAUGAAAAGCAAGUUGUAAACUAUGAUGGCAGUGUGGUUUAUACGCGCGCAUAUCUCAAUUUUAGAUGGUCUUAUUUUGGAUAUAAUCCUGCCACCAAAGAACACAAAGUUCUAUCCUUGUGGAAAGUUCACUCAAGCGACGAGUCUGGAAACUGCGUAAGUGAUGAAAAAAUUUGUGAAGUCUUGACUGUUGGCGGGAAACAGCAAAAUUCAUUCAGAAAGGUUGAUGAAGUUUUACUGGUGUCGCCUAUCUACCUUGGCAAGUCUGUUUAUGUGAAUGGUUCCAUAUUCUGGUAUCAUAGAGAAUCCGACAGGGAUGUAGGAGUAGCAAUUAUUGAAUUUAAUUGUGGAACUGAAAAGUUCAGAGUAAUACCUAUUCCUAAUAGUAUUAUCGAUGUAAGCAGGUUUUGUAGAACUCAUUUAAUGGAAGUCGAUGGCCGUUUAGCUCUAUUAGCUAAGAAAGGUGGACGAUACUCGAGCUCUGAAGUUAGAGAAUAUUGGUAG